Cinara cedri is the source of this 2580-nucleotide messenger RNA. NCBI's taxonomy places the organism in Eukaryota, Metazoa, Arthropoda, Insecta, Hemiptera, Aphididae. The record is from the annotation of a GenBank genome assembly.
CGGUUUUGGCGCGCGUCGCACAUUAAAUGUUGAGCUUUUUCAGGGUCAAAAGACGUCGAAACGUUUUUCGAGUAUUUUUUUUCAAGUCGUCCGCUCACUCUGUUCGUUUCUAUCGCGACUGAGAAACGGUACUUGCUCGGGUACGUUUUUUUUUUUCUGCAAAUACCCACUGAUGUUUGAUAAAAAAAACAUCAUCAACGCAGAUAUAGGUAUUCAAAUGUUCAAUAUUGUUCCACAGAUUGUUUAGAAUUUAAUAUUACAAUGACAAUAGCAAUAAUAAUAACGCCUAUACCUACGCGCAAUUUGUAAUGACGUUGUUAAUGAUCCCGCGAUGUACGAUUUUUUUUUAUAACACGGGUCCCCCCCACCUGUCAGACAAUAUUAUACGAUACACAUUAUUAUGUCCGUGACGUUUAUCAUAUUUUGUAAAUUUUACAAGGGCCGCCAACACGAUAGUGUUAUCUUAUGUUUAUGUUUCGUCAAACGCGAACGAAUUUUAAAAAUCAGGAUCUUUCGGACUUCGGCAGUGCACCUGAUGAAUUUAUUCGAAUGUUCGUGCUAAACCAACCGACUCGUUCGGCAAUCGCGUAAAUGCCGGUUGGCCGGAAGUUUUCCAUGUGCACUGAUUUUCGACAUCGGCCGGAUUCGAGCAAUAUGACGUGGUCAUGGAGUGUUUUGAAACAACAGCAAGCCGCAGAAUUUACUGCAGAUAAGUUCUGGAGCGCCGUAAACGUGUGGAACACUAAGCCGCAUCUGUUGAUAAAACACUUAAUUGGCGCUAUACGGCUUGUCUCCGGUUCAUUUGCCGAAGACUCGAGCAAAUUGUUCGAUUUACUGGCCGAACAACCGGCGAGUUUGGCAGAAAACCCAUCGGAAACAUUUCAAAAGUUGGGUUUGUGUAAUGGUGAUGACGUUCAAGUAGAAGUAUGGAAAUUGUUAACCAAGAAACCCGUCGAAUGGAAUGAUUACUUGCGUCUAAGUGUUUUUGGUAAAUGUGACAUUUGAAUACAUACAUUAUCUGUGGCUAAGUUUAACGUUUAAACACGUUUAAAAUUCUUUAUUUUAGAUAAAAGAAAGCAUACAGCCGUGUUCUAUGAUUUUACUCCGAAAAAUGGAAAUAGCAUGGAGAAAUACGCGUAUGGUAUUCAUUUUGCUAACGAUCAGUUGGAAUUGUGCUUUGCUGUGCCAAAAAAUCAAUGUAAAGACGAGAAAACAUUACAUUGGUUAACGGAUGUAUUUUUCCCAAAAUUUGUUAAUUGGGCUAUAAAUAAUAAAGGGUCUAAGCCAACAGUUUCAUCGUUGUCACAUAUUUGUGUUAAAAAAUAUUGUCACUUGUAUAAUUGGAUGAAAGAAAAAUAUGCAGCGUCAUUAAUAGAAGUUAGUUGAAACGAUAACUUUACUAACACACAUUUUUUUUUAUUAAUUUAAUGAAAUCAUAUAUCAAGGUUUGGACAGAAGUAACUGAUCCUAAAAAGUAUGUUCAUAAAGACAUUGCAACAGCAACGUAUCUUAUGUUAUUGUGGGCUGAUACCAAACCAAGUUUUGUUGAUAUGGGCUGUGGUAAUGGUUUACUUGUGUAUAUACUUAACAGUGAAGGAUAUAAGGGAAUUGGUUUGGAUGUUAGAUCCCGGAAAAUGUGGGAUCAAUAUCCUCUCACUACAGUCUUAAAGGUAGUAUACAAUUUUAUAAUUUUAUUUUACACUAAAAAUUUUAUAAGAUACAAGAUUAUAGCUUGUUAUAAUUUAGUGCAUUUUUAAUUUUUACUACAGGUAACCAGUGUAGACCCUUCAUCGCCUGAAUGUAAAUUUCCAAAAGCUGAUUGGAUUAUAGGCAAUCAUUCAGAUGAAUUGUCACCUUGGGUACCAGUGAUUGCUUCACGGAGCAAUUAUAAUUGUAAUUUUUUCCUCCUUCCAUGUUGUCCUUUUGAAUUUAACGGUUCACGCUACCAACGCCAAGAUUCAUCCGUUAGUCAAUACCAUGAUUACUUAAAAUACAUAGAAAAAAUCAGCAUAAAUGUAUUCAAGUUUCAUGUUAAAGUAGACCGUCUUCGUAUACCCUCUACAAAACGAACCUGUAUCAUUGGUUGGUCAAAAAAUUAUUUGCCUCAAGAAAUGGAUAAAGUUUUGCAAGAUGUAGAAAGUUAUGCAAAUUCUAAAUUUAAUAAAAAUGUUCAAUUUGUACCUAGGCCUCCUGAAGAAAGAGUCAGGAAUUGUACAAAAUUAGAUAAGGACUUGGUGAGCAGUGUUGUUGAUAGUGUAGCUAGUUUUUUAAUAAAACGUGGUGAUGGGUGGAAAUGUCGCAUCACAUUAGGUGAACUAGCAAAACAUAUCGAUGAUGAAAGACUGAAAAAAUUAAAAAAAGAAUGCGGUGGUUUACAAACAUUGUUAAAGAAUCACAGAUAUAUUUUUAUAGUUGAGAAAGGAACAGUUGGGUUUAGAAAACCAGUGAAAGACAGUGGCAAAGUUUGGAAGAAACAUAUGUGUUGGUUUUAUCAUAACUAUCCAGAUAAAUGUCCAUUAAAUGAAGACGAGUGUUGUAAUAUACAUUAAUACAUUUUGUUGUAUAGUAAUUUGUUUUUGU